Molecule: messenger RNA, 1883 nt
Organism: Brienomyrus brachyistius
Lineage: Eukaryota; Metazoa; Chordata; Actinopteri; Osteoglossiformes; Mormyridae
Product: kelch-like protein 10
Molecular function (GO): protein binding
Source: RefSeq, a predicted model, not a curated record
GAAGGGGAAAGAUGAGUACAUCAUCCCAGGCAUUUCCCCAGAAGCCAUGAAGCUGGUCAUUGACUACGCCUACACGCACUCCGUGCUUGUCACGGCCGACAACGUGGAGAGCCUCCUGGCGGCUGCUGAUCAGUUGAAUGUCCUGGGUAUCAUGCAGCACUGCAGCAACUUCCUGCAGGACCAGCUCUGCCGUGACAACUGUGUUGGAAUUUUUAUAAUCGCCGACGUCUACCAACUCAGCGAGCUGCGGGAGUCUGCAUUCUUCUUCAUGGUGAAGAAUUUCAAACAAGUGGCCAGCUCCUCAGAGGAGUUCCUACAGCUCACUGUAGAGCAGCUUAGUAGUAUUAUUGAAGAGGAUGAGCUGAACGUUAGCCAGGAGGAGGUGGUGUUUGAGGCCAUCCUCCGAUGGAUUGCGCAUGAGCCUUCCAGCCGCAACUGCCACAUUGCUGUGCUGUUGCCCAAGGUCCGGCUGGCUCUAAUGAAUGAAGAUUACUUAAUAAGGAAUGUGAUAAACAAUGAUCUUGUAAAGGCCAGUAAGGAGUGCAGGCGCAUUGUCAGCGACGCCUUGAAGGCCGUGUACGACCUGGACAUCACCGGUCCACCCCGGUCUGACUUUGAAAACCCGCUGACCCGGCCACGCCUGCCAUCCGAAAUUUUGUUGGCCAUUGGUGGCUGGACUGAAAACCCAGCCAGUCAAAUCACGGCAUAUGACACCCGAGCCGAUCGCUGGGCAGAUAUGACGUUGGAGCACGAGACCCUGUCCUACCAUGGGUCAGUCUAUUUAAAUGGAUUUGUGUAUUGCAUUGGGGGGACUGAUGGCUUAGUUUGCACAAACAGCGUGCGGAGGUUCAGUCCUUUUACGCGGACAUGGGACCAGGUGGCCCCAAUGCAGACACGACGCUGCUAUGUGAGCGUGGCUGUGGCUGAUGGCUACAUAUACGCCUUUGGCGGCUUUGAUGGCCUCACGCGCCUCAACACAUCAGAGCGGUACGACCCGGCAUCAAAUAGCUGGACCUUCAUCCAGCCCAUGCAGGAGCGGAGGAGCGACGCCAGUGCCACCACACUGCACGGCAACAUAUAUAUGUGUGGUGGCUACAAUGGAGAUACAACCGUCCCAACCGCUGAGUGCUACGACCCAGUCACUGAGCGAUGGACCACUAUAGCCCCAAUGAGAACUCCCCGGCAUGGUGUUGGAGUCAUUUCCUACAAGGAUAAAGUCUAUGCAGUUGGUGGUACAUUCCAGUACCGGCAUUUACGGAGUGUGGAGGCCUACGACCCGGUCACUAACCGCUGGCAAGCUGUGAAGCCCAUGCAUAACACACGCAGUAACUUUGGGAUUGAAGUGAUCGAUGACCUGCUGUUUGUUGUGGGCGGCUACACUGGGUCCAGAACCACUAAAGUGGAAUGUUUUGAUGCUGAGACAGGGACCUGGUACGCCGCCCAGGACAUGUGCUGCUCCCGAAGCAGUCUGAGCUGCUGUGUAGUGCCUGCACUCCCCAGUAUGGUGGAGUACGCUGCCCCUCGUAAGCCUCUGAUUUCCACGCUGGAGAUGCCAUCAACCUCCAGGUAUGUGUAACUUCAAGGGUUAGGUUCAUUUAUUUUGGUUUUACUUUUAGUUGUUUUGGUAUGUUCAUUUUCUAAUUAGUUUAUAUAUAUAUAUAUAUUCACAUUUGCAUAUAUGUGGUGUGACAAUCAUAAAACAUAUUUCACCACUGAAAUAUGUGACCCUCCAACACAAAACUGUAUGGAAGUCGCAUGGCCGUAGUUUUAGAUAUUUUUUGAGGAUUUUUUUGUGCUUUUUUAUUUGAUACCAUAAUUUCUCAUUUUUCACCCAAGUGUACAGUUUUCGGACAGUUACUAAAAAUAAACAAUGUACUAACUUA